Messenger RNA from Linum trigynum, 3558 nucleotides. NCBI's taxonomy places the organism in Eukaryota, Viridiplantae, Streptophyta, Magnoliopsida, Malpighiales, Linaceae. The record is from the annotation of a GenBank genome assembly.
CCCUGACAGAGGCAAGACUAUACCUAGGACUAUACCUAGGACUAUGAUGGUGACGGCCCGUUGGAUGACGCGGCGCCGCUUCUACGGCUACUCGAUGAGGGCCCACACCUGUGCAAUGCGCCGUCGUUGGGUGUUUACGCGCGCCUCCACGGGGGUGGUCUCUAUCGGCGCGCUUGAUUUCGGCGCGACUCGCGCGCUCGACUCCGGUGUGACUCGCGCGCUUUGCCUUGGCGCGAGCAUCCUUGGUGCUUCCUCAGUGUGGUGAGAUCCGAGUCACAUGCCCAACAGAAACCAUUGAUAGAACUUAGAAGUGUUAAUGUAAAUCUGAUAUUUGGUGAUGCGGACACACAUUAAAAUCGUGAAGUUUUAAGAUGAAAUCCGUACGUUUUGAACCAUGGAUCAGCUGUUCAAUGGAAACUAUUGUUAACGUUGGAACACAUAUUAUUACAUUCUAUAAUUUUUGGAUCCAAUGUCUAAAAAUGAUGUUUUUUUCCCCGUAGAAAUUAAAUCCAUGGUAAUUGUGGAAAACUAGUUUAAUUAAUAUAUUUGUCAUUUCAUCACUUGAGGAGACCGGAGACUAGCUAGCUAGUUUUGUAUCUAUUUACUAGGGCUGGGAAAAUAGACCAGACCGUUAGAAAAACUGUGGUCGAAACCGUACCGCACAGUUUGGUCUGGACCAUAGACCGUUAAGUAUGGUCUGGUCUGGUCCAUGGUCUGUAUUAUUUUAUGUUUUGAUCUCUUAGUCUGGUCUGGUCUAGACCGCGGUUUACCGGACCAAACCGUGGACCCAACCGACUUGUCAAUACGUGUUAACAUCCCAUUCGACCACUCUCCCAACUCCCACAAUGACACCCAAGUCUCAACCUUAAUUUUGUGAAUCUCGUCCCUCGUUCAUUCACAACCACAUUUAACUAGAGAAUAGAGAUAAUCGUGUCUCCAUAUGACAUUAUGUUAAUGUUUAUGACGUUAUGGUGCAAGUUGGGAUGCUUUUACUUUGUAUCUUUGUUAUGUACUAAGAUUUAGGUUAUCAAAAUUAUUCAUGCAUGUUAGGAUUAAUGUUUUAAGGUAAAUAAAAAUUAUUUUUCUUAGUUAUUGGUUCAAUUUUUUGUGUGGUUGACUAAACAAAUUAUUCAUUUUUCGUUGAGUGUGGUCUAUCUGGACCAAACCAGACCGAACCAGACCGCACAAGUGUGGUCUAGACCAGACCGUAUAGUAUGUAGUCUAGUCUAUGGUCUAUACUUCAACCUCUCGAUCUGGACCAUAAACCGUAUAUAUGGACCAAACCGCACCGUUUCCCAACCCUACUAUUUACGCCUUUCAUGGUGACGAAAAGCCUGAUUAGUUCGUAAUUAACGUGGACUGCUUUGCUUUGCCGAAUACAUAAGCUACUUACCUGCUAGGACCGUCUUCCAAACCCAAUGGGAAUUAAAUACUUUUGACUUUCACACUGAAAAUAAGCAAGAACGUGAACGCCUCGUGUCAUCAUUUUCUUAAAAACAAUACUAUUCCACCAAAACAGAAAAUUCAAACGAAGAAGCCAUGUCAUAAUUAGGAGAAUGGGAAAACGAGACGAAGAAGGAAGAACGAACAUGCGGUAGUCAAAAGAGAAACGAAAGAGAGAGACAGAGAGUGGUUUGAUUGCCUUGUCAACCAAACCGGCCAGUAGGCUCAGCUCAGCAGUCAAAUCGAUUGAUUGUACCUUUCAUAACCAGUAUAUAUGCAUGUAUAUUGUAUGAAUAUGAUGAUCAUUCCACAGAAACUAAUGCCAGCAAAGCAUAUUUGACCGCCGAGGCCCGGCGUUGGCCGGUCGGUCAGCAAUUCCAUAUGCUUUAAUUAUGCAAUUAAAAAAACACUGUUUCCCAGACCGGGUCCGGGACAGAGAAUAAUCAUGUCCAUCAAUCUAAUCCGUCUAUUAGCAAACAAUAAUAAUGCAUAUCCAAGUAUACCCAAACCUGAUCAAGUUAAUUACGGUCCUAACUCCUCAUGCUAAUGAAAGUUAAGAAUGUUAUAACGCGGUUUAUCGAAGUUACUUAGUGUACGUGUUUUCUGAGGAUUUUGACGCAGACACUCGAAAUAUCAACCUCGAAUGAUCUUCAUCUUUUUUUUUUUGUUGUUUCCAGAAGUUGAUUUUGUUAAGAAAAAUUCUCCAGUGAUAGUAAAUUUGAAUUCGAUUGUGUAUCCAAUUCCAGCAAUAAACUCACCAUAUGAUAGAACGAGGGCUAGCAGAAAAAAACAGGAAUACUGUUAAGGCGAAAUGGCAUUGUACUAAUUGCUGCUGAAGACUGAACUCUGAAGUAGUGGGGGAAAACCUGCAGCCGUACUGUGACUACGUCUGGUGAUAAAUGUGGGGAAACUCUGAAGCCUGAACCGAUUGCUCAUUAACACAAGAAGCCUCAAACAGUGUAUAUUUGAUUGAUAGGCUAGGUAGGCCACACUGCCCAGCCUCUGUCUAAACACUGCAACUCCCAACUUUCCAUUAUUAUCAAUAAUCAUUCUUCCCUUCACUACUUAUUUUUUCAUAUCGUUUUAUUUUAUCUUGCAAGUUUUGGACGUAAUUUACAUACUCAGUUUAGGUCGUUUGGACAAGGCAUUGUGAGUUAUUUGACUUAGGUUGUACACAAAGUGCUGCAAACGAGCCGAGUCAGGAAUUUUUCUAAUAAUAGCCCCUUCUAAAUUUUUUUUACAAAAAUAGCACCCCUCUUCCAAAACCGCACCUUCAAGGUGCGUUUUAUAUGCAAACCGCUCAGUGAGGGAGCGGUCCCCGCUAGGGCAGCCCCAAAACCGCAUUGUCAGCGUGUGGUCCGUGUUCCCGAGGCGGCGGUCCCCAGCACCGUUGGAUUAGGCGACGAUCCACCGGCAAACCGCACGCCAGCGCAGUGAUCCGCAUCAGCGAUCCCAGACCGCGCGCCUGGAGAACGGUUUGCGCCUCGGACGCCGUGAACCGCUCCCUCUAGGUGCAGUAUUGGAAAGGGAAAAAUUACGAAACCGCCCCUGGAGGGUGCGGUCUGAAAACUAUAAAUACCCCCUCCCCCUCCUCAUUUUUUCAGAACACAACCCAUUCUUCUCUCUCUAAAAUUAUCUCUCUAUCCAUCCCCCUCCCCUCCCAAAAGUCCAGGAAAUAGUGGUCUGUUGGUUGCGGGCUUGCAACUAAGUUCAAUCUGCCAUCAGAAAAUAUUUCUUUGGCUUUUCCUUCAAAACUCGCCGAAUCUCUAUCCGACUUUUACGAAAAAAUGGACGAGUGGUUCCAAGAAGAAGGAAUUUAUUAUGAUGAAUUUCAAGCGGUACGUACUCAUUUACCAAAUUUUUGUUGUUGUUCCUUUUAAAUUAAUCUAUGUACUAAUGUUUUUGUUAUACUCUCGUAGGUUGGGGACGACGUGGAUAUAUACAACCAACGCUAUUAUGCUGAUCAAGGACUUAGUGAUCCAACCGAGUUGUACGACCAACCCAACCAUCGUUCAAGGGAUGUUUGGAACGAUCACGAGGUAUAUACAAUUCUUCAUCAUUUCUCUUUCUUUUAAUUUGUUAAUGUACUUAGUGGAAUAUAAAAUAAAUUUGAUC